This is a messenger RNA of Myotis myotis, 6361 nucleotides long. RefSeq names its product periplakin (gene PPL). NCBI's taxonomy places the organism in Eukaryota, Metazoa, Chordata, Mammalia, Chiroptera, Vespertilionidae. The record is from RefSeq and is a predicted model, not a curated record. Gene Ontology annotation, biological process: intermediate filament cytoskeleton organization; wound healing. Gene Ontology annotation, cellular component: intermediate filament; cytoplasm; cytoskeleton. Gene Ontology annotation, molecular function: cadherin binding; structural molecule activity. The coding region runs from base 149 to 5503 and encodes 1784 amino acids. The transcript has 22 exons.
CAGCAGCGCCUCACUCGGGCUCCCGCGCAGUCGCCGGUUCACCUGCGCCCGCUGCCGCCCCUCGGUGCGCGCAGGGUCCCCCCGCCGCCCAGUACCCAGGCCCGCGCCGCCGCCCGCUGCCCGCCCGCCCGCGCACCCCAGCGCCACCAUGCAUUCGCUCUUCAAGAAGAGAAACAAAGGCAAAUACAGCCCCAAGGUGCAGACCCGGAGCAUCUCCAACAAGGAGCUGUCAGAGCUGAUCGAUCAGCUGCAGAAGAAUGCCGACCAGGUGGAGAAGAACAUUGUGGACACGGAGGCCAAGAUGCAGAGCGACCUGGCCCGGCUGCAGGAGGGCCGGCAGCCUGAGCACCGGGACGGGGCCCUGCAGAAGGUGUCGGACUCGGAGAAGCUGCUGUACAUGCUGGAGGCGGAUGCGGCCAUCGCCAAGCACAUGAAGCACCCCCAGGGCGACAUGAUCGCCGAGGACAUCCGUCAGCUGAAGGAGCGUGUGACCAACCUCCGUGGGAAACACAAGCAGAUCUACAGCCUGGUGGUGAAGGAGGUGGACCCACAGGUCAACUGGGCGGCGCUGGUGGAAGAGAAGCUGGACAAGCUGAGCAGCCAGAACUUCGGAACAGACCUGCCGCUGGUGGACUACCAGGUGGAGCAGCACAACAUCUUCCACAACGAGGUCAAGGCCAUCGGGCCCCACCUGGCCAAGGACGGGGGCAAGGAGCAGAACAGCGAACUCCAGGCCAAGUACCAGAAACUGCUGGCGGCGUCGCAGGCGCGGCAGCAGCACCUGAGCUCGCUGCAGGACUACAUGCAGCGCUGCACCAACGAGCUGUACUGGCUGGACCAGCAGGCCAAGGGCCGCAUGCAGUACGACUGGAGUGAACGCAACCUCGACUACCCCAGCCGCAGGCGUCAGUAUGAGAAUUUCAUCAACCGGAACCUGGAGGCCAAAGAGGAGAGAAUCAAUAAGCUGCACAGUGAGGGAGACCAACUGCUAGCUGCUGAGCACCCUGGGAGGAACUCCAUUGAGGCUCACAUGGAGGCUGUGCAUGCAGAUUGGAAGGAGUAUCUGAACCUGCUCAUCUGUGAGGAGAGCCACCUGAAGUACAUGGAAGACUACCACCAGUUCCACAAAGACGUGAAGGACGCUCAGGAGCUGCUACGAAAGGUGGAUUCAGACCUGAACCAAAAAUACAGCCCUGACUUCAAGGACCGAUACCAGAUUGAGUUGCUGCUGCGGGAGCUGGAUGACCAGGAGAAGGCUCUGGACAAGUAUGAGCACGUGGUGCAGGGCCUGCAGAAGCGAGGGCAGCAGGUGGUGCCCCUCAAGUACCGCCGGGAGACGCCGCUCAAGCCCAUCCCCGUGGAGGCGCUCUGUGACUUUGAGGGUGACCAGGGCCUGAUCUCAAGGGGCUACAGCUACACCCUGCAGAGGAACAACGGAGAGAGCUGGGACCUCACCGACAGCGCGGGAAACACGCUGACCGCCCCAGCCGUCUGCUUCAUGAUCCCCCCCACCGACCCCGAGGCCCUGGCUCUGGCCGACAGCCUGGGCAGCCAGUACCGGAGUGUGCGGCAGAAGGCAUUCGGGACCAGGAAUGCACUCCAGCAGCGGCAUGAGGUGCUCAAGGCAGAGAACCCUGGAGACGCCUCUGACCUGCAGGGACGGCAGCUGCUGGCAGGCUUGGACAAGGUGGCCAGUGACUUAGACCGGCAGGAGAAGGCCAUCACAGGGAUCCUUCGGCCACCGCUGGAACAAGGCCGGGCUGUGCAGGACAGUGCCCAGCGGGCCAAAGACCUCAAGCUUCCCCUGCUCCCUGAGGUUGGCAGGCCACUGGGGGAGGAGGAUGCCCAGCUGUGGCCAACAGGAGGCCUUUGGUCUCCACAGAACAUCACCAACGAGCUGCUGCAGAUCGAGCCUGAGAAGGCUCACAGCACAGCCGAGUGCGAGGCCUUCGUGCAGGCCCUUCCGGGCAGUGGCAGCACACCCUUGCUGAGGACCCGGGUGGAGGACACCAACCGCAGAUACGAGCGCCUGGUGCAGCUGCUGGACUUGGCCCAGGAGAAGGUUGCCAUUGCCAACCGCCUGGAGAAGAGCCUGCAGCAGGCCUGGGAGGUGCUGGCCACAUAUGAGAACCAGCUGACCCAGGACGACACAGUGCCCGAGAGUGGCCGCGCCCUGGACAGCAAGAGGCAGGAGCUGGCGGCCAUGGCCUCUGAGCUGCAGGCCCAGAAGUCCCUCCUCAGUGAGGUGGAGCAGAACCUGCAGGCCGCCAAGCAGUGCUCCAGCUCCCUGGCCAGCCGCUUCCAGGAACACUGCCCUGACCUGGAGCGCCAGGAGGCCGAGGUGCACAAGCUGGGCCAGCGCUUCGACAACCUCCGCCAGCAGGCUGAGUUCAGGGCCCAGAGCCUGCGGAGUGCCAAGGCUGCCUAUGAUGACUACCGCAGUUGCUGCGACCACAUGCUCCAGUUCUUGUCCAACAUCCCAAGCUAUGAGCCCCAGGAGACAGACAGCCUCAACCAGAUGGAGACCAAGCUGAAGAAUCAGAAAAACCUGCUGGAUGAAAUAGCAAGAAGGGAACAGGAAGUUCAGAAAGUCUGCGCUCAUUCCCAGCAGUACCAGCAAGCUGUCAAGGACUAUGAAUUAGAAGCAGAGAAACUAAGGUCCCUUCUUGACUUGGAGAAUGGAAGGAGCAGCCAUGUGAGCAAGAGAGCCAGGCUCCAGUCCCCUGCUGCCAAAGUGAGGGAAGAGGAAGCGACCCUUACUGCCAAGUUCACCGAAGUUAACGCCAUCAACAGACAGAGGCUGCAGAACCUGGAGUUUGCUCUAAAUCUACUGAGACAGCAGCCAGAGGUAGGAGUGACCCACGAGAGUCAGCAAGGGAGCCAGCCGGGCUCCAGAGCAGAGGAGUCGUGGAAGAUUCGGAAGGAGCUGGACGAGGAGACUGAGCGGAGGCAGCAGCUAGAGAAGGAAGUCAAGAGUGCCCAGGAGGAAAUCCAGAUUCUGCAGAAUCAGAACCCCCAGGAAGCAGUGGUGAGGAAGGAGGUGCUGAAGAAGGUACCGGACCCUGCACUUGAGGAGAGCUUCCAGCAGAUGCAGCGGACGCUGACGGAGGAGCAGCACAAGAACCAGCUGCUUCAGGAGGAGUUGGAGGCGCUGCAGCUGCGGCUACGCGCCCUGGAGCAGGAGACCAGGAACGGCGGGCAGGAGUACGUAGUCAAGGAGGUCCUGCGCAUCGAGCCAGACAGAGCCCAGGCCGAUGAGGUCCUGAGGCUGAGGGAGGAGCUGGAGGAGCUAAGGCGGCAGAAGGGCACCCGGGAAGCAGAGGCGGUCCUCCUGCAGCAGCGCAUCGCGGCCCUGGCUGAGGAGAAGAGCCGGGCGAGGGAGAAGGUCACUGAGAAGGAGGUGGUCAAACUGCAGAAUGACCCCCAGCUGGAGGCAGAGUACCGGCAGCUGCAGGAGGACCAGCAGCAGGAGGGCAAGCACAGGGAGAAGCAGGAGGAGGAGCUGAGCUUUCUGCAGGACAAGCUAAAGAGACUGGAGAAGGAGAGGGCCAUGGCUGAGGGGAAGGUCACCGUCAAGGAGGUGCUCAAGGUGGAAAAGGACAUGGCAGUUGAGAGGGAGGUUGGCGACCUGAAACGCCAGUAUGAGGACGAGUCUGCCAAGGCUCGUGCCCACCAGAGGGAGAAGAGCGAGCUGCUCCGAAAGAUUUGGGCCUUGGAAGAGGAAAAUGCCAAGGUGGUGGUGCAGGAGAAAGUGCGGGAGAUCGUCCGGCCAGACCCCAAGGCAGAGAGUGAAGUGGCCAACCUCCGCCUGGAGCUUGUGGAGCAGGAGCGCAAGUACCGGGGUGCCGAGGAACAGCUGAAGAGCUACCAGGGCGAGCUGGAGGCGCUGCGGAGGCGGGGCCCGCAGGUGGAAGUCAGAGAGGUGACGAAGGAAGUCAUUAAAUACAAGACUGACCCUGAGAUGGAGAAAGAGCUCCAGAGGCUCCGGGAGGAGAUCGUGGACAAGACCAGACUCAUCGAAAGGUGUGAUUUAGAGAUCUACCAGCUGAAGCAAGAGAUCCAGGCUCUGAAAGACACUAAACCCCAGGUACAGACCAAGGAGGUAGUCCAGGAGAUCCUUCAGUUUCAGGAAGACCCCCAAACCAAAGAGGAAGUAGAGUCUUUGAGGGCCAGACUAUCAGAGGAACAGAAAAAGCAAGUGGACUUGGAAAGGGAGAGGGCUUCCCAAGAGGAGAAAAUCAAACAGAAGGAGGAGGAGCUUUCCCAGGUGAAGGAAAAGGUGGUCCAACAGGAGGUAGUCAGGUACGAGGAGGAGCCGGGCUUGCGAGCUGAAGUGGACGCCUUCACCCAGAGCAUUGAUGUGGAGCUCCGGCAGAUCGACCACCUGCGCGGGGAGCUGCGGCGGCUACAGCGCAGGCGGGCCGAGCUGGAGCGGCAGCUGGAGGAGCUGGAGCGUGAACGGCAGGCGCGCAGGGAGGCCGAGCUGGAGGUGCAGCGCCUGAAGCAACGGCUGGCCGACCUGGAAAAGGAGGAGGGGGAAGCCCAAGAGAAGGUGACCCACAAGCAGAAAGUGGUGCUACAGCAGGACCCCCAGCAGGCCCGGGAGCACUCCCUGCUCAAGCUCCAGCUGGAGGAGGAAAGGCACCGGCGGCAGGUCCUGGAGAGUGAACUGGAGACCCUAAAGAAGAAGCUCAUCAACCUGGAGAAGAUGGAAGUCAAGGAAAAGGUGGUCUUCUCCGAAAGCAUCCAGGUGGAGAAAGGUGACACUGAACAGGAAAUUCAGAAGCUCAAGAGCAGCCUGGAGGAGGAGAGCCGGAGCAAGAGGGAACUGGACGCCGAGGUGGGCCGGCUGGAAGCCAAGCUGUCAGAACUGGAGUUCCACAACUCCAAGUCGUCCAAGGAGCUGGACUUUCUCAGGGAAGAAAACCACAAACUACAGCUGGAGCGGCAAAACCUGGAGCUGGAGACCCGGAGGCUCCAAACGGAAAUUGAAAUGGCGGCGACGGAAACACGGGACCUGAGAAACAUGACCACAGUGGACUCUGGGACAAACCUCGACUCCAGACUAUGGUCCCUGGAGAGAGAGCUGGAUGACCUCAAAAGGCUCUCCAAAGACAAAGAUCUUGAGAUCGACGAGCUGCAGAAGCGCCUGGGCUCUGUGGCCGUCAAGAGGGAGCAGAGAGAAAACCAUCUGCGGCGCUCCAUUGUGGUCAUCGACCCUGACACAGGCCGGGAGCUGUCCCCAGAGGAAGCCCAUCGGGCUGGCCUCAUCGACUGGAACAUGUUUGUGAAACUCAGAAGUCAGGAGUGCGACUGGGAGGAAAUAUCAGUCAAGGGUCCCAACGGGGAGUCCUCCGUGAUCCACGACAGGAAGUCUGGCAAGAAGUUCUCCAUUGAAGAGGCCCUACAGAACGGGAGGCUGACCCCUGCUCAGUACGACCGAUAUGUCAACAAGGAUAUGUCCAUCCAGGAGCUUGCCGUUCUGGUAUCUGGGCAGAAGUAGGCACAGCCCUGCCCCUCAGUCCCGUGGAAGCUGACGCUGGCUCUCUCCUACCCCGUACCUUCUUCUCCCUGGCCCUGUGCAGGCUCCUAAUCCGUGCGGAGCUGAGCAUGCCACCCACGCCUUCUCGGCAAAGCUACUCAGAGUAUAGCUCACGUACAAGCAGAAUGGUCACUGGCUGCACCAUCAGUUCACCCAGGUGAGAGACCUGCUUCAUCCUCCAAUGAUUCAAAAUCACAAAGCCCUUCUUUUCUCUCCCUUGUCCUACACACGUCCAUCAACAGACUCCUUGUGGGAAACCUGGAAGCAAUCUGAACACUAAAGCACAAGACCACUGAGGCAGACCAGCCACUCCAUGCAGCAAUGGCCUUCGCACACCAGAUGGGGAAACUCUAGGGCAGAAAGGCCUCUCUUCUACACACCUUUCCAUUCAUCAAAGGACUGGGCCCCUUGGGGCUGCCGACCUGCAUUCACACCCCUCCAGGAGUCUGGCUGAGAGCCAACUUUCCGUCAGACUUCUAAUGGUGAGACAGAUCUGGGAUCUGUGCCAGAAAAGACGCAAAGAAACCAGCACAGGCCCCUCUGUCAGCCUGACUGUCCCAGGAGAACACACCACUCGAGACUUUUCUGGUUCUGAAAUUAAAGUGUUUUCGUUGUGGACUGUGUUGCUAUUAGCCUUAGCUUCAGGGCCUUACAAGUCUUGUUUAUUCUCUAAUUGGUACUUAGGUAUACUACACAGUUGAUUUUUCACCAAAUUAAUUUCAGGUUCUCUGUAUCUCCUAUAUUACAUAAGACAAGGGAAAGAAAUAGACAACUCCACCUUAUAGCGUAAAAAAUAAACACCUGGUGGCUUGACUCUAA